GACGCCGGGCCGGCGUGGGGACCCGAACCCGCGCUGUGACCGCGGCGGCGACCCGAGCCCGGGCGGCAGGAGCGGAGGCCCCUUCGCCUCGGUUUCGGGAGCGCUCGCUGGACUUCGGACGCCCUCGGCUCCGCACUCCGCGGCGUUCCGGGCGCCUUCUCUUCCUGCUACCCGGCCUUGGGGCCUGCGGGGCGGGGCGGCGCGGCGCGGCGCAGCUCUGCGCCCCGAGACCCCGGGGCACCCCGCACCUGGCCGGGCAGCCUGGCGCCCGGCGAGAGCCGCCCCCGCUGCCGGGUUCCCAGAGCUCCCUGGAUCCCAGAGAUCCGGGACCGUGGCGUGGGCCGCGUCCAGAGGCUCGGCGUCGCGACGCUUUGGGAUCCGGGCCGACCCCCCUGCCCCCCGCCACGAGCCUUUCUUCCAAGGUAGUCGAGCGGCCCCAGCUUGCGGAGCCAAGAAACUUGCUACCCCGAAAUGCAGGUGUGGCAGCUCUCUCUGGUGGCCCCUCCUUUUCAACAACACAGAAAGAUGGAGAAGGAGCGUGUUACACAUCUCUGAUUUCCGAUGUCUGUUACCCACCUGCAGAGGAGUCUACCUAUUUCACUGGGAUUCUUCAGAGGGAAAAUGGUCACAUCACUACUUCUGAGAGCUCUAGGGAGUUAGGGAUCCCCGGACGUCUCAUACCAGAUGUGCCUGGGGUAGAGCCGCAUGAUUUAUUUAGUUCUGAUUCUAGAAUAGAGAUGACUCCUGCAGGGUCUACCGAAGUGGACAAGAUCCUAGCUGACCCUCUGAGCCAGAUGAAAGCAGAAGCCUGUAAAUACAUUGAUAUAACAAGGCCAGAGGAGGCAAAAUGUAAGGAGCAGCAUCGCCCUGAGUUGGAGAAUAAAGACUUGGACUUUAAGAGUGAGGACACUGAAAUCUCAGCAAAAGCAGAUGUCCCUGAACCUGACAAACCUGCUCCUGUGGAGGGGAAAAUCAUUAAGGACCACUUGUUUGAAGAAUCCACCUUUGCUCCUUACGUAGAUGAUCUCUCUGAGGUGCAGCACAGUGCUCCUCUAGUCACAGCCCCCGUCAAAAUCAUGCUGACUGAGAUUGAGCCUGCUGUCGUGACUGCUGUCCAAGAUGAUAAGACCCCAGAGAAGCAUGACAUCUAUCUGAAGCCAAGCCCUGACACAGUCCCUACUGUAACUGUCUCAGAGCCUGAAGAUGACAGCCCAGGAUCUGUCAGUCCCCCAUCUUCUGGAACAGAACCAUCUGCGGCGGAGUCCCCCGGGAAAGGCGGCGUGUCGGAGGACGAGCUCGUCACCGCCCUCGAGGAAGCCAAGGGGCUGCCCUUCGGGGCCGCGGGGUCCCCGGCAGCCGGCUCGGGGCUGCCCAGCCCGCCCGGCCCUCCCGAGCACGAGGCGAGCAGCGCCGAGUCGGGGGACUCGGAGAUCGAGCUGGUGUCGGAGGAGCCGCUGGCCUGCGAGGACGCGCCGCCCUCGGGGUUCGCCUUCGGCCCGGCGGGCGGCCCCCCGCCCUCCCCCGCCUCGCCCGGCGUGCAGUACAGCCUCCUGCGCGAGGAGCGCGAGGCCGAGCUGGACAGCGAGCUCAUCCUGGAGUCGGGCGACGCCUCCUCGGCCUCGGAGGGGAGCCCCAAGCGCGAGCAAGACUCGCCCCCGGCGCGGCCCGGCGCCCUGGAGCUGGGCCGCGAGCAGCCGCGCGCCCCCCGCCAGCUGCUGGCGGAGGAGCAGAGCCCUUUCCGGUACCCCGCGGGCGCGCCCCCCGGAGCCGCGGACGCCGACGGAGCCGCGGACGGAGCCCCCGACGGAGCCCCGGCGCCCGGCAGCUGCGGACCCUGCGCGGCGGCCGGCGAGCGCCCUGGAGCGCGGGGAUCAGGAGAUGAGGUCUCCGGCGCCGCCCCCCAGCUGCCGCUGCUCUGCAAGCAGACAGCCAUUGACCUGCUCUACUGGCGGGAUAUCAAGCAGACCGGCAUCGUGUUUGGGAGCUUUCUGCUGCUGCUCUUCUCCCUGACCCAGUUCAGCGUGGUGAGCAUCGUGGCCUACCUGGCCCUGGCUGCACUCUCAGCCACCAUCAGCUUCCGCAUCUACAAGUCUGUGUUGCAAGCUGUGCAGAAGACUGACGAGGGCCACCCAUUCAAGGCCUACCUGGAGCUCGAGAUCACCCUGUCCCAGGAGCAGAUCCAGAAGUACACGGACUGCCUGCAGCUCUACGUGAACAGCACUCUGAAGGAGCUUCGGAGGCUCUUCCUCGUCCAGGACCUCGUGGACUCCUUGAAAUUUGCAGUGCUGAUGUGGCUCCUGACCUACGUUGGCGCACUCUUCAAUGGGCUGACUCUGCUGCUCAUGGCUGUGGUUUCAGUGUUUACUCUACCUGUAGUGUAUGUUAAGCACCAGGCACAGAUUGACCAAUACCUGGGACUUGUGAGGACUCAUAUAAAUGCUGUGGUGGCCAAGAUCCAGGCUAAAAUCCCUGGUGCCAAAAGGCACGCGGAAUAGGUGGCUCUCCUGGCGGGGACCGGACACACCCAGGGAUGUCUGAGUGGUAACAGCUCUCGCCUUAGUCAUUACUGCAAAUCUGUUGUCCCCCCCAAUACCAUAAUUUUAGAGGCAAACUUUGAAACAGCUGUUUUUAGGCUGUUGGUGUACGCUUAGGAUAUUUGAGUGACUUGUGUCAAGCACUGAAGUAUAGAGAAAAGUGUAUUAGGUGUGAAUUUUAAUUUUGUGUUGCUAACAAAGUGCAUGACGGUGAGAGCCAUUUCUUGUUCCCUUGCGCACCCCCUCCCUCCACAGUGCUUCUGUAGCGUCUCAUGACCCUGUGGCUUGGCCCUUCCUGCCCAGUGCUGACGCAAUAGUGGAAAUCGCUUCUGUGUCUUUGGGUUGCUGGUUGGGUUAAUCUUUAAUAACAUUAUAUAGAAUUGUAGACUAAUGUUUUAGCAUUUUUUCCAAAACACACAAUGUAAACAUAAAACAAAACCAAAAAACAAAACAAAAAAAUCAGUCCUCUGUACUUAUGGUAAUCAGUUUUGUAUAACUUAAAAUAAUUAAAUGAAUAAACCCAAAAUGAACAUGCAAUACUUUUGUUGUAUGAGAUUGACAGGCUGAUUUACAUGUAUGGUCACUAAUAAGUACCAGCAUGUUAACUUUAUUACAAUUUGUAUUACUUUCUCUGUAGUUCCUAAUGGACUUAAUUAUGGACUCUGGAUAUUUGCACUUCUGUACUUGAUUCUGAAUGCAUAAAUAAAUGUUACUAAAUGUAGGAA
This is a messenger RNA of Cavia porcellus (domestic guinea pig), 3259 nucleotides long. It is a transcript of the gene Rtn1, whose product is annotated as reticulon 1. Gene Ontology annotation, cellular component: postsynaptic density; endoplasmic reticulum membrane; neuron projection. Bases 738 to 2495 code for a protein of 585 amino acids. The transcript is spliced from 9 exons. Lineage: Eukaryota; Metazoa; Chordata; Mammalia; Rodentia; Caviidae. The record is from RefSeq and is a predicted model, not a curated record. Gene Ontology annotation, biological process: brain development; neuron differentiation; endoplasmic reticulum tubular network formation.